CUGCCCGCGAUUUGACGAACAAUCAGCGGCAACUCAAGAUGGCGGACAGCGCACGAAAAUGUUUAAAGAUUUUGUGCAUACAUGGAUAUAGACAAAGUGCAAGCUCCUGUAAAGAUAAACUUGGUGCAUUUCGCAAAUCAUUGAAAAAACUACCAUUAGAGUUCGUUUAUAUCACUGCGCCAAAUAAGAUACCCAAGACUAUAACAGGCGAGGAAGCAGGCCCCGAUAACGAUGAGUAUGGUUGGUGGUUCUCCAAACCUGAUGACUCCUAUGACCCACUGAGCCCAACUGAGCUGUGUAAAGGGUUUGACAGCUCAAUCGAUCUUAUACAUAAAACAUUCAAGGAACAGGGACCUUUUGAUGGUGUUUUUGCAUUCAGCCAAGGCGCAUGUCUUGCCUCUAUUCUCUGUGCUAUGAAGGACCAGGGGUUGCUAGAUUUUCGUUUUGCCAUCCUGGUUGCUGCUUUUAAAUCCCGAUCUGCAACACACAGCAACUACUAUAGCGAUAUUAUCUCCUGUCCGACAUUACACGUUUAUGGUGACACAGACAGUGUUAUACCUAAGGAGAACAGUGAAGACCUUGUAAAAUGUUUUGCCAACCCGAUGACUCUCAACCACACUGGAGGGCAUUUUGUAGCAGCAGCAUCCCAGCAGAAAAAAGUUUACCUUGAGUUCUUAGGAAAUUUUAUUGAUAAUUAGACAAGUUAACAAGCUUUUAUUGUUAUUAGAUGUGUGUGAAAGAAGUAUUUGACAAAAGUUGUAGAAAACAGAAUUACAAAACACAAGAUAAUAAAUUGUCUUUUUUGUGUUGAAA
Molecule: messenger RNA, 813 nt
Organism: Nematostella vectensis (starlet sea anemone)
Lineage: Eukaryota; Metazoa; Cnidaria; Anthozoa; Actiniaria; Edwardsiidae
Product: esterase OVCA2
Exons: 9
Coding region: 39-698 (219 amino acids)
Biological process (GO): response to retinoic acid
Cellular component (GO): nucleus; cytoplasm
Source: RefSeq, a predicted model, not a curated record